AUGAGAGAAGAGAUGGCGCGUGUGUUGGAUGAUCAUGGGAAGAGCACGUGGGAGAAGAAGGCGUUGGCGGUGGAGAAGAGGAAGGUUGGGUAUGAGUGGGAGGCGGUGGAGAUGGAGAAGGAGAGAGUGAAGUGGAUGAAGGCUAAGAUAGAGAACCAGAGACGGGUGCUUGAGACGGAGAGGGUGGUUUUGAUUCUCCGGCGAAGGGAGAUUGAGUUGCAGUCGUUGGGUAAGCGGGUUGAACCGAGUUCUGCAACGGGGUGA
Messenger RNA from Eruca vesicaria subsp. sativa (arugula), 264 nucleotides. NCBI's taxonomy places the organism in Eukaryota, Viridiplantae, Streptophyta, Magnoliopsida, Brassicales, Brassicaceae. The record is from the annotation of a GenBank genome assembly.